This is a messenger RNA of Apaloderma vittatum (bar-tailed trogon), 1519 nucleotides long. Its product is annotated as UDP-glucose:glycoprotein glucosyltransferase 1-like. The coding region runs from base 2 to 1519 and encodes 505 amino acids. Gene Ontology annotation, cellular component: endoplasmic reticulum. Gene Ontology annotation, molecular function: UDP-glucose:glycoprotein glucosyltransferase activity. Lineage: Eukaryota; Metazoa; Chordata; Aves; Trogoniformes; Trogonidae. The record is from RefSeq and is a predicted model, not a curated record. The transcript is spliced from 14 exons.
AAUGGGAAUACUUAUUGCAGUUCUUGGAAUCUGGUUCAGUUCUUCACUUGUAAGAGGAGAUUCUAAGGCUGUGACCACAUCUCUAACUACAAAGUGGUCUUCAACUCCUUUAUUGCUUGAAGCAAGUGAAUUUUUAUCAGAAGAAGGUCAAGAAAAGUUCUGGAAUUUUGUUGAAGCCAGUCAAAAUAUUAAGAUAUCUGAACAUGAUGGUAGCGAUUACUCUUCUUACCAUGAAAUGCUGAAAGUAGCCUGCCAGAGCCUGUCACCUUUGCAGCAGAAUUUGUUGAAAUUUUCCUUGUCGUUGCGCUCUUACUCUGCAACAGUUCAAGCUUUUCAGCAGAUAGCAGCAGAUGAACCUCCGCCAAAGGGCUGUACCCUCUUCUUUUCUGUGCAUGGGGAGAAGACAUGUGAAUUUGACUCUCUUGGAAGCCUUUUACAGGCAGCUUCGGAAAGGCCAAAGCCGUUUUUGUUCAAAGGGGACCACAGAUACCCCACGUCAAACCCUGACAGUCCUGUUGUCAUAUUUUAUGCCGAGAUUGGCUCAGAGGAAUUCUACAGAUACCAUAAGCAGCUUGUCUUAAAGGCUGAGGCAGGAGAAAUCACUUAUGUCCUCAGACAUUAUAUUGCUCAUCCCAGUAAAGAAAAAGUCUACCUCUCUGGCUACGGUGUGGAACUGGCUAUUAAAAGCACAGAAUACAAGGCCAAGGAUGAUACACAGGUGAAAGGCACGGAUGUAAAUGCUACAGUAAUAGAUGAAAAUGACCCUAUUGAUGAAGUGCAAGGAUUUCUGUUUGGAAAACUAAGGCACUUGUAUCCUGACUUGACAGAAGAGCUGAAAGAGCUCAGGAAACACCUCGUGGAAAGUACCAAUGAAAUGGCACCUUUGAAAGUCUGGCAGUUACAAGAUUUAAGUUUUCAAACUGCUGCUCGCAUUUUGACUGCUCCCCCUGUGGAUGCUUUGAUGGUCAUGAAAGAUCUCAGUCAGAACUUUCCUACAAAGGCCAGAGCCAUAACGAAAACAGUUGUUUCUUCGGAACUCAGAGCAGAAAUUGAAGAGAACCAGAAGUAUUUCAAAGGAACAUUAGGAUUGCAACCGGGAGAUUCUGCCCUGUUCAUCAACGGACUACUUAUUGAUUUAGACACUCAGGACAUAUUUAGCUUGAUUGAUGUGCUACGCAAUGAAGCCCGCGUUAUGGAAGGCCUGCACAGCUUGGGAAUUGAGGGUCUUUCACUGCACAACGUUCUGAAGUUGAACAUCCAGCCGUCAGAUUCCGACUACGCUGUGGACAUCAGAAGCCCUGCUAUUUCAUGGAUCAACAAUCUUGAGUUUGACAGUAGGUAUAAUUCCUGGCCCUCCAGUGUGCAAGAACUGCUGCGUCCCACGUUUCCAGGCGUGAUCAGACAAAUUAGAAAAAACUUCCAUAAUUUUGUGCUGAUAGUAGAUCCUGUUCACGAGACCACAGCAGAAUUACUGAAUGUCGCAGAGAUGUUCUUCAGUAACCACAUCCCACUGAGGUAA